AUGACUAUUUCCAUCAAAUCCUAUUCGUCAGUCGUCACAAUGGUCGCGAUCGAUAUCCCCGCAAACUACGGAUAUUCCAUCGCCAUUUCUCUCGGUGUUAUUCCGAUCCUCAGUUUCCUACACGGUACGGUUGUCGGUAGUUUCCGCAAGGCCGCUGGAGUCCCGUAUCCUCACACCUACGCUACCGUUGAGCAAUGUAAAUCCAACCCCAAGGCCUACAAAUUCAACUGCGCCCAGCGCGCCCACGCCAACUUCCUCGAGAACGCGCCGCAAACCAUGCUCUCGAUCCUGGUCGCGGGUGUGAAAUACCCUGAGUUGGCUGCUGGGUUGGGUGCCGCCUGGGCGGUUUUCCGUAUUCUGUUCCUGCACGGAUACGUUUUCACAGAUAAGCCGGCAGGAGGUGGAAGAUACAAUGGCGGCUUGUUCUGGUUUAUGCAGGCGGGUCUCUGGGGACUGAGCGUUUUCGGCGUUGCGAGGGAUUUGAUGUAA
Molecule: messenger RNA, 489 nt
Organism: Aspergillus puulaauensis
Lineage: Eukaryota; Fungi; Ascomycota; Eurotiomycetes; Eurotiales; Aspergillaceae
Product: MAPEG family protein
Exons: 3
Coding region: 1-489 (162 amino acids)
Cellular component (GO): nuclear envelope; membrane; endoplasmic reticulum
Molecular function (GO): glutathione peroxidase activity; glutathione transferase activity
Source: RefSeq, a predicted model, not a curated record